UUUGUUUUGCUUCCUGAUCCUUAUCUAAACACAGACGGAACAGCAGCCGGAGCUGCGGCCCAAUGCCAAAUAGCUGUGUAUACACACGGAGAAAUUGCACUUGAUUUUGACCGUGCGACUGGAGACACUCGAGGUCAAAAUUCACAUAUCGGUCCUCCUCGUUUCAAGCGAAUGGUUUUAAUUCUCUUCGAGUGAGUUGAAGAACUACUCGGAGGGGAUGGCGGAAGGAGGUUUUGACCCCUGUGAGUGCAUUUGCUCUCAUGAACAUGCUAUGAGGAGGCUCAUCAACCUGCUGAGGCAAUCCCAGUCCUAUUGCACAGACACAGAGUGCCUUCAGGAGAUGCCAGGACCCAAUUCCUCAGUAGAAGGGGACAUCACUGUGCCCAUGAUUAUUAUGGGAUGGCUAGUUCUGGCUCUUGUGCUUUUUCUGUUCCGCCCUGCCAGUUUAAGGGGCCCUUCAGCCAGCAGCAAGCCCACUAGUCCACAUGGUAAUCAUGGCAGAGAGCCACCAGCCCCACCAGUGGACUAGCGGUUUACCUCUUGCAGAUGAUCUGAUCUCAUGACCGUAUGGCCACAACAACUGUUAGUUUCCCUAAUCAUCUUUACAUGUUUCAGUUUUUGAUUAUUUUAUCUAAUAACAGGGCAUGUUUCUACAAUGUUGAAAAUAAAGCAGCAAAACAGAAAUUACUUGAAAAUCAGUAGCAAGUGGAAAAAUGAUAAAAUAUGAUAAUGUGCUAAAUAUCUCAGUUGUUCUCAUCAUCUUACUCUUUCAUACUAUAUUUUUGAGAGAAUUAUUGGGCAUUAACAAGUUGUUUUAAGUGAUACAAUGCAUAUAAGCCUUUCUAAUAAUACUAAUCCUUAUAAAGUUAUAUAUAAGAAAAUGUAUAUUAAGUCUGAAUAUAAGUAUGAUCUAGAGUAGCCUAGAUAACAUCAAGAUUUUUAAAUGCGUCAUUAUUAUAGGUGGAGAGGAUGUUUCUCGUCUCAUGGUAGCUCAUACAUUCCAAAACUAUGACAUCACAGACACGUGACGUCAUGGAUUUGUUUAGAAGUACGAAGUUUGACUCUGCAUGACAUCAUAAUAAAACAGACGUAUUUUAAAUGAUUCAUACAUUUGAGGUUGACUAUUACCAAGAGGAAUCUAUGAAAAUGACAUGCAAGAGUAAAUCAUAAAAGGGGUGUAUUUCAGGAUUUACUUUGUUCUGUUCACUGUUGUCAUGGUUAUAUGAAUGUUGUCAUGGUUAUAUGAAUGUUGUGACGGUCUGGGUGUUACUGUCAGAUAGCUAAUCCAAGGGCAUUAUUUACAGACAUUUUAACAUGCCUCAGACUAUGUUAAUGUAUUAUAUCUCUCUAUAUAUAUUAAUUUUGACAGAAUAGUGUCAUUAGAAAAGUGCCAUUCUCAACAGAGUUUUGUUGUAUUUGCCCAUUAAUCGGCCUGUUUAUGUAGUUACAGCUAAUUAAGCAAUUAAUGGGGGAUUUUGUCAAAUGUCAGUGAUUAAGAAAAUAUUACAUUUUCGCCAGACUUUCAACAUUUAUUUUUGAAGAAUGAGAUUUUGUCUUUUAGGUCAUGCUCAGAUGUAAACUUAUCAACUGCACUUUAGUUGUGGUAACCUUAAAAUUGUGUUUAUAGAGAAAGUGAAGGUCCACAAAAACACCAAAGAUGAUAAUGUAAAUAAUAAAUCAGAUUAAAAUGUGGAUAAUUUAAUAAUACACUGUCCCUCAGGCCUGUACUUGUCAUUCUGUCAGACUGUGUACAUUAUAAGGGCUUGAACUAUGCACUUCAUGUUUCUUCAAAUAAAUAUGAAAAUAA
Misgurnus anguillicaudatus (oriental weatherfish) is the source of this 1807-nucleotide messenger RNA. NCBI's taxonomy places the organism in Eukaryota, Metazoa, Chordata, Actinopteri, Cypriniformes, Cobitidae. The record is from RefSeq and is a predicted model, not a curated record.